Molecule: messenger RNA, 1648 nt
Organism: Esox lucius (northern pike)
Lineage: Eukaryota; Metazoa; Chordata; Actinopteri; Esociformes; Esocidae
Gene: fgl2a
Product: fibrinogen-like 2a
Exons: 3
Coding region: 153-1565 (470 amino acids)
Source: RefSeq, a predicted model, not a curated record
CACAGCUAUCUGAAGCAGAGGCAGUCUCCUGCGCUCAACACUCUCCUGCAGGCUGCUUUCAGCUCACACUCUCAAUCUGCAUAGCUGAGGAAGACACUCACUCAAACAUAUACACUCUCACUAAUUCACACACACACUGACCCACAGGCACCAUGAGACUGGCCCCGCUGUGCGGUUUCACCGCCACCACUUUCCUGCUGGCGUUCCCGUGGAGCUCGGCGGCGGAACCCGCGGACAGAACCCAGAGAUGGGACAAGGUCCAGGACAAGCCUGCCUCAGGUGGCUGCCCCGUGAGGAUGAAGCCCUCCGGCCAGUGCGACGACGAGGACGACUGCCCCUACCAGGUCACCCUGCCGCCGCUCACCAUACAGCUGCCCAAGCAGUUCAGGAUGCUGGAGAAGACCAUGAAGGAGCUGCAGAGCCUGAAGGAGACGGUCAACCGGCUGAAGAGGUACUGUCUGGAAUGUCGUCAUCAGGCUGACCAGAGCCCCCAGACGGAGAGUGGGGAGGCGGCAGGCAGCACGGUGACGACCGUGCUGGUACCGGAGGGGCCGCAGUCCACAACCAGCAAGGAGGAACAAGGAGGCGGCGGAACCCCCCGAGACACCGGGGCCGGCGGCGGUGACCCCAACUCCGCACUGGAUAUGCAGGUGAAGAUGGAGCGGAUGUCCACCAGCCUGCGUAACGCGCGGAGACAGAUCACAAGCCUGCACGGACGCCUGGAGAACCUGAGCCUGGUCAACAUGAAGAACGUGGAGGCCAUCGUGGACAGCAAGGUGGAGAACAUCACCGGGGUGGUCAACAAGCUUAGGAGCAACUGUUCCCACCAGUGCCUUGCCCAGAACACGUCUCCUCAGUUCAUCAUCGCACCCAAGGACUGUUCCGACUACAACAUGCUGCAGCAGAAGAAGAGCGGCAUUUACCAGGUCACGCCGGAUCCCAGGAACGGCACGUUUGAGGUGUACUGCGACAUGGAAUCCUAUGGAGGCGGCUGGACCAUGGUUCAGCAGCGCCUCAACGGAACCGUCAGCUUUAACCGUUCCUGGGCUGAGUAUAAGAGAGGCUUUGGCAACCUGAGGGGUGAGUUCUGGCUGGGCAACGACCGAAUCCACCUACUGACAAAAGCCAAAGACAUGGUCCUGCGCAUCGAACUGGAGGACUUUGAGGGCGUCCGAGAGUAUGCCAAGUUCGACCAGUUUUACGUGGCCAACGAGUACUUGAGAUACCGCUUGUCCAUUAGUGGGUACAGCGGAACAGCGGGCAAUGCCCUGCACUUCAGCAAAAACUUCAACCACGACCAGAAGUUCUUCACCACGCCCGACAGGGACAACGACCUGUACCCGUCCGGGAACUGCGGGGCGUACUACAGCUCCGGAUGGUGGUUCGACGCCUGCAUGUCGGCCAAUCUCAACGGGAAGUACUACCACAAGAGAUACAAAGGAGUGCGGAACGGGAUCUUCUGGGGCACAUGGCACAACAUGACCACUGAGGCCUACCCCACCAACUACAGGCAGGCCUUCAAGACAGUCAAAAUGAUGAUACGGCCAAAAAACUACGCCCCGUAAAAGAAGGAAACCAGGGUGGAAAAAAAGGACUUGAGAAAAGACAAGACGGAUAGAUAUAAAAAAAAAAAAAAACUGUUUUAACU